AACGCCACUACAAGCAAAAAAAACUUGUAAAGGAAUUCAGAGUAAAUACGCGACCGAAAACAAAUCUGCUAAAUUACUAAUAAUAGACGGUAAAGGAAAGAGAUGACUAGAAAAUGAAUGGAUUAAGGGAGAAGCUGGAGACUGUUGAGCAGAAGCGGAAACGCUUUAAACAGCAGCAGUUUACCUUCAUAGCUGCACUUGAGCACUCCAGAGAACAUGCUCACGACAGAACUGAACCUGUCUCUACAGUAGCACAGGUGAAGAGAUACAUGACCCAGCAUUGCAUCAAUGCGACAGACAGACGGAUCUUCGUACUGUUCCUCGACAUCAUGGCAGAUCUUCACACUGUGUUUCAACUUAUUGAAUCUUCAGCAUCUAACCUGAACUAUUCGAGUGAAGCUUUGGAUACAUGCAGGAAGCUUCUCAGCCCAGAAUGUAACAUCAGCCAGCUCAGGGCACAACACCCCCAUGAUGAGGUCAACCAUCUAAGCUGUAAUGAAGCACAAAACUACUACAGUGGAGUAGUAAGCAUAAUUCCAUUGCUUCUGGACCUGCUCAAAGAAGCCAGCUCAGCACUAACCAAAGAAAGAGCCAAAACCCCUGCUUUAACUGACACAAGUGGGUCUGACCAACAAACGCCAGCUGAUAAUGCGGGGAGAUCCAUUACACAAUCAGCAAAGACCCUAUCCAAAGGUACAGAUGGAUGGAAAGCUGCCUGGAAGCCACCGGGUCGCAAAAAGAUAUAAAAUACACCACUGAUUAAUAAAAUUGACAGCAUUGCAAAA
This is a messenger RNA of Trichomycterus rosablanca, 785 nucleotides long. It is a transcript of the gene spaca9, whose product is annotated as sperm acrosome associated 9. Gene Ontology annotation, cellular component: sperm flagellum; acrosomal vesicle; ciliary base. Lineage: Eukaryota; Metazoa; Chordata; Actinopteri; Siluriformes; Trichomycteridae. The record is from RefSeq and is a predicted model, not a curated record. The transcript has 4 exons. Bases 114 to 746 code for a protein of 210 amino acids.